GCCUCCAACUGGAAAGUCCUUUUACUACUCUCUUCGUUUCUUAUCUGGUCAGUUACAGUCUUUACGCGCCGCGCAAAACAGUCGAAAGAGUCUUCUUCGUUGCUUGUCGAGGGGUCUCCCUCCUACCAAACGCCUCUAAAUGGUCCAGACAUUCCUCCAGUAUAUCAUCGUCCGUGUUCGCAAAUAUCUGACAGAUCAACCUCAAAGUCGUCUUCGCAAGCUCCAAAAGAUCUGAUCAUGAAAGUCGCUCAAAAACAGGAUCAUCGUGUGAAGCAACCCUACGAUGCUUUUCUUGUUUUGGAUGUCGAGGCUACUUGCGAAGAGGGGACCGGCUUUGAGUGGCCUAAUGAAAUCAUAGAGUGGCCUGUCUGCCUCAUGCGCUGGAAAGAUAAAUCAGACCAAGGCAAAGCUUGCCAGUUGGAAAUCGUAGACGAAUUUCGGAGCUUCGUCAAGCCGACAUGGAGACCUCAACUAUCGCAAUUUUGCACGGAUCUUACAGGAAUCACGCAAGUCCUGAAGAUGUUUGCACGUUUUCUGGCUUAUCAUGGAUUAAUCGAUCCAAAGAAUGGGAGACCUAUACAGCGCUUCUGCUGGUGCACCGACGGACCUUUUGACAUAAGGGAUUUUGUCGUGAAGCAAUGUUUCAUAUCAAAAGCGCCUAUGCCAUUGUGGCUCAAAGGGGAUGUUCUUGACGUCAGGAGAGUUGUCUCAGUUUGGGCAGCUGCGUCCGCCAAUCCGGACACUACGACCAAGCAGUUGCAAGCCCUCGGGUUGCCAGAGUUUCAAGGCCGUUUGCACAGCGGUAUUGACGACGCACGGAACAUUGCAUGCGUGAUGACUGAGCUUGCUCGUCGUGCAGUCCGUUUGGAACCCAAGAUAUCCAUCAAUCCAAAUCGUCGUUGGAAUUGGAUGGGAAAGCCUGGAGAGGUUCUCGAGUACACCCUAACGUUCCAACGAUGAAAUGUGAUUGCUUUAGGAGUAUUUGUUACCAAUUAAUAAUUUCUAGCACAAUGAGAGUAGUGAUGUAAAGUUAAAAAUACAUCAAUUUCUAAAAAAGUGUCCAUUCCUCUGCGAGCGAACUCUAAUAGUGCUGCUUCUGUUUAACCAAGCCGUCUGCGCCAGCAAGUACCACUCGCGGCCACAGUUGGAUAAGACGGAACCUUGAUAUACCAGCUAACUUGGUUCCUGAAAA
Messenger RNA from Suillus subaureus, 1192 nucleotides. RefSeq names its product ribonuclease H-like domain-containing protein. The record is from RefSeq and is a predicted model, not a curated record. Gene Ontology annotation, molecular function: 3'-5'-RNA exonuclease activity; nucleic acid binding. Gene Ontology annotation, biological process: exonucleolytic trimming to generate mature 3'-end of 5.8S rRNA from tricistronic rRNA transcript (SSU-rRNA, 5.8S rRNA, LSU-rRNA). The transcript is spliced from 6 exons. The coding region runs from base 238 to 960 and encodes 240 amino acids. NCBI's taxonomy places the organism in Eukaryota, Fungi, Basidiomycota, Agaricomycetes, Boletales, Suillaceae.